AGAGAUACGCAAGAUGUGGGCCACAGCUGGGUUUAAAAUUGGUCAAAGUGAUGAAUAGUCGGAAGACUAUAUGAAGAGGUUGAGAAAGCAGGAUCUGCAACACACCCUCUCUCGAUACCUCUGAACAGCAAUCUCCCCUCGAAGACUCCGACAUCAAGAACCCAGGACACUGUACAACCUCAUCGACGACAUGGCAGGUGCUAGAAGUCCCAAGAAGGCUGCAGCUAGGAAGAGCGCUCGCCUACCCAGAUCGCCUAGAAAGCCUUGCGCACCUUGCGCACCGCGAGCAGCACCAAUAUCUCCUACCAGGGCCAGACGCAUUUUCCCUGCACCGCCAAAUCCUGAGGAUUGCAGAAGGUCCGACCGUGUGCGCAAGAAGGAGCUCGAGAAAACGCGGAGAUACCUUGAACGCCAGGUCACGCAUGUCCAACCUAACACGAGCAACAGAGGCACUCGCAGGCGUUCCGAUUCUGUGUCAUCCAUCGGGAGCGACUUGAGCGACUUGACGACCAUUUCCGAGAACGACAGGCUAGUUGAGAAAUGGCGGAAGAUCGAGGGCCUUGAAGGCACCAUCGAUGCCGGUGGUCUCGCGUCCCAGCCCAAAGUCUCAACUUCGCCGUCCGAUGCGGAGAAUAUUGUUUCCACCUUGUCAACGUUGACGUCCGAGGCCGAUGUGGGGAGCUCAUUGAAUGCCCUCAGAGAGAUGACCACACAAGCUCAAUCGCAGGAAGUCCAGGGCCCAUUUCCACAAACUCCAUCGCAGGACAGCAAUUUCGACCCUGGGUCGGUACUUCAUACUCCUAAAGCACCCCAGAGGUACAUAUGGGAGGUCGAGGAAGAGGAGGAAAGCCAGUCUCAACGUAUCACCUUCACUCCAGAACCUUUCAGUCAGGAGGAAGUAGCACCAGGCUACCCUGUAUCUUUCCGCGGUCCGACGCCACUCUCUGAGGAAGCUACGGCGCAGCAGGCCAUCAUAGAGCGAGCGAUCCGAGAGCAAAAAGAGCAAGCAGAGGAAAUCCGUCAAGAAGUCGUGAAAGCUGAGGAAGCUUUAUCAGAGAGUUACUUGUAUACCGCUUCUUCUUCAACUACCGCAACCGAUGUCACCGGCAAACCGAGGAGCGCCAUUCAUGGAUCGGACGGGACCGAAGUUCACGACCGCAUUCAACCUCCUUCUCAAGAACUUGGGGCACACGCUUUCCCCCAGUCACCUAAGCGGGAGCGAACACCGACGCCUGACGAACGCCGAUUCCCUCAAACUCGCUAUGACACUCCAGGCGCAGGUCCGGGGCUCAGCGCGGAGGAGAGACAAAGACUCUUGGGGUCCAUCCCACAAGAAACGGUUAUCUCGGUCGUGAUUCGCCAAGACGGAAGCUUCGAACUACGUGGAGAUCGCGCAAAUCCAAGAUGGCAACGACUGCUCGAAGUUCUGACACAGGCAGAGCGAGAGGGACUGUGGGGACGAUCGCGACCUGUGGCACCGCGGGUUGAACCUGCCCCUCCAGUAACAACCAUGAACCACUUCGGCUAUGAUCAGAACUACGUACCACAACUAGAUAUGGCCUAUGGAGCGUACCCAUUGGAAGCGGACUUGCUCGCCCCAUCACUUGAUAACUUCAACAUGGCAGCCACUAAUAACUUCAGUACCAUGGCGGGACCCAGUAGCUUUGGUACCACCAUGGCAGGACCUAAUAGCUUCAACGCGAGCAUGGCAGGAUUCAAUAAUUUCAGUAAUACGAUGGCGGGACCCAGUCUUUUCAAUGAUACGAGGGCAGGACGCAAUUACUUCAAUGCUGCCAUGGCGGGACCUAGUAACCUCAAUGCUAUCGGUGCGGGACCCAGCAGCUUUGACACUAACUUCGCUGGGCUGGGUGGCUUCAAUCCCGGACUGGAUUUCCUGUAUAACGAGGUGCAAAACACCUACGUGCCGCCGCAUCUAAGCAACAACGUACCUUAUGGUUGGACCAAUCCUCACAUCUCGACGGGGGCUUACCAAAACCCGAUAGGCCAAGGCGUUCCUAAUUACCUUCAGGCCUACCAGAACCCAGUCCAGGUCCCAGCUGCGGGCAUGGUCCAGCAAGCUCAACGUUCAUCAGUUCCUGCUGUGUCCUACUCUACCGAGUCUGACGACCAGAACAUGAAUAUGGAGUGAAUACACGUCCACAAAGUUAAAGCCUUCAGUUGCUAGUAUCCUAGAUGUGUUUGUUUGCCGUCAACAUAUAUGCCCCAAUAUUGUCAUCGUAUGCUCACCUGUCUACUUUCACCAUUAUGCUUCCCAUUCGUCUUGAUUACCUAUUGCCUUCCAUUCUAAUAAAAGUGUCUGACUGGUUCGCUCACU
Messenger RNA from Somion occarium, 2335 nucleotides. The record is from the annotation of a GenBank genome assembly. NCBI's taxonomy places the organism in Eukaryota, Fungi, Basidiomycota, Agaricomycetes, Polyporales, Cerrenaceae.